Molecule: messenger RNA, 2305 nt
Organism: Silurus meridionalis
Lineage: Eukaryota; Metazoa; Chordata; Actinopteri; Siluriformes; Siluridae
Gene: mllt3
Product: MLLT3 super elongation complex subunit
Exons: 13
Coding region: 193-1956 (587 amino acids)
Biological process (GO): regulation of DNA-templated transcription
Cellular component (GO): super elongation complex
Source: RefSeq, a predicted model, not a curated record
CGUGCGUGCACGCGCGCGCCAGCUCGCCUCCACGUACAUUCAGGGCGCAUGCGUCUUCACUUCACUUCACUCCUUGAAACUCGGGCUGGGGCUCAAUUAAGAGACCAUGUCCGCCAUCGGCAGUCCGCAGUCCGUGCUGUCCUUAUUGAAACGCAAUUCUCCAUGAAAUAGCAUUAUCCCGUGGCCUCGAGAAUGGCCAGCUCGGGUGCUGUUCAGGUGAAGCUGGAGCUCGGGCACCGCGCUCAGGUCCGGAAGAAACCCACCGCUGAGGGCUUCACACACGACUGGACGGUGUUUGUCCGCGGGCCGGAGCACACCAACAUCCAGCACUUUGUGGAGAAAGUCGUGUUUCAUCUGCAUGAAAGUUUCCCCAGACCAAAAAGAGUGUGCAAGGAUCCGCCGUAUAAAGUUGAAGAGUCCGGAUACGCUGGCUUCAUCCUGCCUAUUGAAGUGUACUUCCGAAAUAAAGAGGAGCCGAAAAAGGUGCGCUUCGACUACGAUCUUUUCCUGCACUUGGAGGGUCAUCCCCCUGUCAAUCACCUGCGCUGUGAGAAACUCACCUUCAACAACCCGACAGAGGAGUUCCGCAGGAAGCUGCUAAAGGCCGGAGGGCAACGGGAUCCUCACAAAAGAAGCUCGGAAGACUCUAAAGUGAUGGUCAUGCAGGAAGGCUCUACGUCUUUGUUUGGUCAGCACCUAAAGCUGCCCACGUUACCCAGUAGCUCACUGACACUAAACUUCUCUGAUGGAAAAAAGAGCAAGUCCUUUCCAGGAGCAAAGGAUGGGUCCAAAAGUGGUAGUGCGCUCACAAUCACCACCACCACCAACAGCAUCAGCAGCAGCUCGCUCAAGCUCCAUAAGCCAUCCAAGGAACACAAGGACAAGCCUUCCAAAGACUCAAAAGAGUCCAAAAGUGCCUUCAGAGACUUCAGCAGGGACUCGGGCAAAGUCUCCAAAGACUCCUUGAAGAAACCCAAAGAGAACCAGCCGCUGCGAGAUGAGCAGCCUAUCCCUAAGAUGGGUUUCAAAGAGCCCAAGGCCAUAUCUAAGGAACAUCGGGCACCUGAGGUUAGCUUCUCGAGUUUGGGCCAAAAUAAACGAAGGCCCUCAAUGGACGAUGAAGCCCAUAUUACCAAAAAACGGAAAGGGAGUUUUUCUGAGCCUUUGCAGAAGCUCCAGUCCAGUUCCAGCUUGGUCCAGCAUCACCACUUGGAUAAAAAGGCUCUAAAGGACAAGACACAGGUCCGGCAUGCCAAGUUAAGGGAUAAUGAGCUGUCUGAGAGAAGGAAGGUGUCCGCGUUGCCUCCUUUUCAGGAUGUGGUGGACCCAAAUGACUCUGAUAUGGAUGACAAUAUUUCAGCUAAAUACGAUUCAGAGCAGCCCAGUCCAGCCAGUUCUAGCUCCAGUUCCAGUUCAGGAUAUAGACCUACACACAAGCGACAAGUGCUGGGUCCAUUACAGACAAUAAUUCCAGAUUUGCACUCGGAUGACAAUGAAGACGAGUCGGAGGAGGAAGAGGACAACGACAUAGACUCGGACAUGGAGCGUCCUUUACAUACACACAUGACACAUCGCCAUCGCAGAGUGAGUUUGAGUGAUGGCAGUGACAGUGAAAAUAGCUCCUCUUCCUCACCACUCCCACACAAUGAAGCCCCUGCUCUUCUCAAGGCCAAUAAUAAUCAGAUUCUAGAAGUAAAGAGUCCAAUGAAGCAGACAAAAAUGGAUAAAAACAAGAACAUUGACUGUGACAAGGCAUACUUGGAUGAACUGGUGGAGCUCCAUAGAAGACUAAUGGCACUGAGAGAGAGGCAUAUAUUACAGCAGAUUGUCAACCUCAUCGAAGAAACUGGGCAUUUUCACAUCACAAACACAACCUUUGACUUUGACCUUUGCUCCUUGGACAAAACCACAGUUCGAAAGCUGCAGAGCUACCUAGAAACUUCAGGAACAUCUUAAAGACGUGUGCAGCUGGCUGCCAUGAGCAGGAACGCCAGACCUCCUGAUUGUCCUCCUGAUUUUGUCUCAAAUCAAUUGUGGCAAUGUUAUGGAAUCAGCUUCGCUGAGAGGUCCUGGAGCUCCUUUCUUCUCUCAGUGUGCCUCAGAGAUGGAUGCGAGAUUCUUCCUGUCCACCAGGACUUCACCUGAAAAGCCUUGAAAAGUCCAACAUUGCCAAAAAAAAGGGAAUAACAAGUUCAUGCGCCAAAAAGACAAAAAAAAAAGACAAAAAAGUGUGCAUAUUGUUACAAUGUAUGAAUGAUGUUUGGUUCUGUUCUUUGUGAAGAAUGCAUGUCUCAACACUGCCUUA